UGCCCACUUUCUCGGUUUCCCGCAUGCUCGUGCGCUUGCUCACCUGCUUGCCCACAUACCUGCUUGCCGACUCGCCCGCCCUGGCACUUGACAGCAGGUUAAGUAACCUGCUGUCAUCUGUUCGACCGACCCGCCACGACCCACUGUACCCCACGAUUGACCCGUACCCGUUUACCACCCGCGCGUACCGGCUGAAGACGCGGCGCAGCGUGGCACCCCUGCGCGUACGGUCAUGACCCGCCAGGCAAACGGAUAUGAAGUGCAAGGGCCGGCAUAACGGUGAGCAUGGGCAUUCUGGUGGAAAACGACACACCUACGAGACGGCGGACACGGCGGGUGAAGGUGCAGCAACUCACGAACGAGCGGUAGGCACAGGCACAAUGAGCCCAAGUGCAGAAUGCCCGCGAUGAGCUAACUGCCUACACCGGCGGCGAACGCAGAUCUGAUUUUGAGCAGCGCCCGGAACGAGGGUAUUGUAUCUCAGUGGCAAUAGUGUGUCGCCAUAGAUAUUACUGUAAUGCAUCCUUUGUAUCGAUAUCGUA
This is a messenger RNA of Rhodofomes roseus, 542 nucleotides long. RefSeq lists its product as uncharacterized. The transcript has a single exon. The coding region runs from base 24 to 236 and encodes 70 amino acids. The record is from RefSeq and is a predicted model, not a curated record. NCBI's taxonomy places the organism in Eukaryota, Fungi, Basidiomycota, Agaricomycetes, Polyporales, Fomitopsidaceae.